CACGCACACUUUCGGCUACAUAGGCAUGAGAGGAGAGCGGCCUCCCCAGCCACCCACUCCUUAUUGCUAUAACAACCAAAGGCGCGGUCAAGCAGGCAGCUUGACUCAAUAGAACAGCGUUUCAAUUCAGACGGACACCGACCGACCCCUCCAACGGGAGUUAUCUUUCUGUCAAGUAAACAUAGCCGAAACAGAAUCCAGAGAGAUAUAGUUGUUUGUUGCAAAGCGAAUGAGACAGAAUAGCGAAGGAGCUCCCGGUCUGUUACGUGAAGAUUAGACUAGUGUUAUAACCUGUAGGUAGGCUGCUACUGGUGGUUGGGCUGUAGCCUACUGGAGAGUAAGGACACCUUUGCUUUCGCAGCGCAGCGGUUGUAUGGAUGGGCUGAGUAAAGCAAGGUUUAAAACUAACUGGGCGACAAUCAGGAAGAAACCCUAUUCAGUCCUACUUUUUUUGUCGACUAGAGACGGGGCACCAUCCCCACUGAGUCAGCACGAAAAGGUGACAUUCUUUGUGAAGCGGUACCUAUAAUCUUCUCACGUCUGUCUUCCCCGGUGACGACAUGGCGAGUGAGAACGGACAGUCUGGGGGGGGGUCUUGGAAAAAGAAUGUCGAUGAUAUCAAGAAGGUAUUCGAGUUCAAAGAAGUCCUUGGAACUGGUGCAUUCUCGGAAGUGGUAAUGGCCAGGGAGAAGACCACAGGGAAGAUGGUUGCAGUGAAGUGUAUCCCUAAGAAAGCACUGAAGGGGAAGGAGACCAGCAUCGAGAACGAAAUCGCCGUGCUAAGGAAGAUAAAACAUGAGAACAUUGUGGCUUUGGAGGACAUCUAUGAGAGCCCCAACCACCUAUACCUCAUCAUGCAGUUGGUGUCUGGGGGUGAGUUGUUUGACCGCAUUGUAGAGAAGGGCUUCUACACAGAGAUGGAUGCCAGCAGACUCAUUAAACAGGUGCUGAAUGCUGUCAACUACCUCCACGACAUGGGCAUCGUACACAGAGACCUCAAGCCAGAGAACCUUCUCUACUACAACCCCCAUGAUGAGGCUAAGAUCAUGAUCAGUGACUUUGGUCUGUCUAAGAUGGAGGGGACAGGAGACGUGAUGGCUACAGCCUGUGGAACACCAGGAUAUGUGGCCCCAGAGGUUCUGGCUCAGAAGCCCUACAGCAAAGCAGUGGACUGCUGGUCUAUCGGAGUCAUCGCUUACAUUCUGUUGUGUGGCUACCCUCCGUUCUAUGAUGAAAAUGACUCCAAGCUCUUUGAGCAGAUACUCAAGGCCGACUAUGAGUUUGAUGCACCGUAUUGGGAUGACAUAUCUGACUCAGCCAAACAGUUCAUCAGCUCUCUGAUGGAGAAGGAUCCAGAGAAGAGAUUCACCUGUGACCAGGCUCUAGCCCACCCCUGGAUUGCUGGGGACACGGCUCUCUGCAAGAACAUCCAUGAAUCAGUCAGUCGGCAGAUGAGGAAAAACUUUGCCAAAAGCAAAUGGAGGCAAGCGUUUAACGCCACAGCAGUGAUCCGUCAUAUGAGGCGUCUCCAGUUAGGCAGUAGUCUGGGCGGCAGCUUUGGAAGCAGUAUGAGUGUGGACCAACCAGGACAGAAUUCUAUGCCAGCCAAGAGCAUGUCUGUAGACUGUGCCUCCCUCUCACGCAAAGACGGUCCUCUACAACCUCUGUCCACUCUGCCUCCUCUGCCAUCCUCCCCUGCAGCCUGCAGCGCCCCCGUUAGCAUCGGAGUGGAACCACAUGUAGAACCAGAGGCGGUGGCACCAGAGGCAGUGGUGGAGGUGCCCCGGCCACGCCCCUCCACGGUCACCACCAUCCACACGGGGACUAAAUGACAUCAGGUUCCACGCGAGGUCAGCUGGGAGACCACAGAGCUUUGAGUCGGGAUUCCAUGAUUACAAUUCCGCCCCUCAGAAUUCCACAAUUCGUCUCUCUUAGUCUGCCCACCCCGCCCAUUCUCAGCUGCUGGGAUUGAGAACUUGAGGAGCUGUUCAAGGCUCCAUUUACCAUGGAUCAGUACGUUUCUAUCUGAACACUCUGCCUGCUAACGGGCCACAGGGCUGGUGGAGGAGAAGUAGAGGACCACUGACUGUCUCGCUCUGUCCUCCUGACCAGAGGGUGGCCAGCGGGGUCAGUCUCCCAGUGCUUGAAUCGGGUCGGUACAGAGUAAUUUCAACCUCAAAUGUUCACCUCCUUAUUGAAUAUUCACUCUAAACAUUGUAUAAUAUCAGCCAGUAGUUUAGAAAGUAGUGCCCCCCCCCCCCCCCCCCCAAGGCGCAUUUGUUAUUGUUUUUGUUUUUUUUGAGGAAAUUAGCUGUUGUUUUGAAGUAACGUCUUUGUUGUCCUAAUAUCGCAGUUUCACCGCUAUGGAUCGCAGCUUCAAGAUCCUAUUCCAUUUCUUUAAAAUAUGGUACUGUAAUAUGGUACUGGUAUGGUACUGUAAAUAUGGUACUGUAAUAUGGUACUGGUAUGGUACUGUAAAUAUGGUACUGUAAUAUGGUACUGGUAUGGUACUGUAAAUAUGGUACUGUAAUAUGGUACUGUAAAUAUGGUACUGUAAAAUGGUACUGGUAUGGUACUGUAAUAUGGUACUGUAAAUAUGGUACUGGUAUGGUACUGUAAAUAUGGUACUGGUAUGGUACUGUAAAUAUGGUACUGUAAAUAUGGUACUGGUAUGGUACUGUAAAUAUGGUACUGGUAUGGUACUGUAAAUAUGGUACUGUAAUAUGGUACUGGUAUGGUACUGUAAAUAUGGUACUGUAAAUAUGGUACUGGUAUGGUACUGUAAAUAUGGUACUGUAAAUAUGGUACUGGUAUGGUACUGUAAAUAUGGUACUGGUAUGGUACUGUAAUAUGGUACUGGUAUGGUACUGGUAUGGUACUGUAAUAUGGUACUGGUAUGGUACUGUAAAUAUGGUACUGUAAAUAUGGUACUGGUAUGGUACUGUAAUAUGGUACUGGUAUGGUACUGUAAAUAUGGUACUGUAAACUGGUAUGGUACUGGUAUGGUACUGUAAAUAUGGUACUGGUAUGGUACUGUAAAAUGAAAAUGACCACCUGAAAUCUUUGUCAUAGCACUGCCAUGUUGUAAGACUGUCCACCGAGAGACAAAAAGAAGACCUGUUUGUAUGGUGGUGUGAGGAGGCCACACUAUGGGAACUCACCAGGUUUUCAUGAUUAGUCUUAAUUAUUGAGCCUGCUGUAACUCGGAGACUGUGAGACUGCUGUAUCUCAGAGACUGUGAGACUGCUGUAUCUCGGAGACUGUGAGACUGCUGUAUCUCGGAGACUGUGAGACUGCUGUAUCUCGGAGACUGUGAGACUGCUGUAACUCGGAGACUGUGAGACUGCUGUAACUCAGAGACUGUGAGACUGCUGUAACUCGGAGACUGUUAGACUGCUGUAACUCGGAGACUGUGAGACUGCUGUAACUCGGAGACUGUGAGACUGCUGUAUCUCGGAGACUGUGAGACUGCUGUAUCUCGGAGACUGUGAGACUGCUGUAACUCGGAGACUGUGAGACUGCUGUAUCUCGGAGACUGUGAGACUGCUGUAACUCGGAGACUGUGAGACUGCUGUAACUCGGAGACUGUGAGACUGCUGUAUCUCGGAGACUGUGAGACUGCUGUAACUCGGAGACUGUGAGACUGCUGUAACUCGGAGACUGUGAGACUGCUGUAUCUCGGAGAUUGUGAGACUGCUGUAACUCGGAGACUGUGAGACUGCUGUAUCUCGGAGACUGUGAGACUGCUGUAUCUCGGAGACUGUGAGACUGCUGUAACUCGGAGACUGUGAGACUGCUCUAUCUCGGAGACUGUGAGACUGCUGUAUCUCGGAGACUGUGAGACUGCUGUAUCUCGGAGACUGUGAGACUGCUGUAUCUCGGAGACUGUGAGACUGCUGUAACUCGGAGACUGUGAGACUGUUGUAACUCGGAGACUGUGAGACUGCUGUAACUCGGAGACUGUGAGGCUGCUGUAUCUCGGAGACUGUGAGACUGCUGUAACUCGGAGACUGUGAGACUGCUGUAACUCGGAGACUGUGAGACUGCUGUAACUCGGAGACUGUGAGACUGCUGUAACUCGGAGACUGUGAGACUGCUGUAUCUCGGAGACUGUGAGACUGCUGUAUCUCGGAGACUGUGAGACUGCUGUAUCUCGGAGACUGUGAGACUGCUGUAUCUCGGAGACUGUGAGACUGCUGUAUCUCUGAGACUGUGACCCUGCUGUAUCUCGGAGACUGUGAGACUGCUGUAACUCUGUGAGACUGAGUGUUGGGCACAGAACACCCUCUAUGCCUUGUGUUUAACAUCGCACAUUGAAACCGUUGAGUGGAGUUAGCGUUUCAUGCAACUGAAACAGCAUUCAAGGCUAAAAUAGUAAUUCCAUAUUAUUCCCAAUCAUAUUUCUAAUUUCUGUUUUAAAAGCUUGAAUGUUUUUCUGCAGUUGUUGUUACGGUUGAGUACUUCGCUGUUUCAUUGUUACCAACUGUAGGAAAGAGCUGUUGUAUAUUUGCUUUGCGUUUUCUGGAUAUAGAAUGUCAGUGGAAUGAAUAAAUAUCUAUCUGCAGAGUCAUGCACCCACACACAUCUGUGAAUGAAGUGCUUUAGUAGUGUGAGAUGAUGAAAUCCGUUUUGAUAUUACUGUAGUGACGGUUCUGAUUUGAUUGUACACUUUUCCUAAUGGAAAGGUAUGUAAUUGUCUUAUAUUUAAUGACAUUUGUAAGAACAGUACGUGUGUCACUAGACUUUUAUGUUGAAAUAUAUAAAUGGAAACAGAUGUUAUGUCAAUAAGAUAAAGGUAUAGUUAUUGCUUGGUGGUUUAGUAUUUUAUUUUUAACGGAUCGAUUGCGAUGUAACCGUGAAGCCAUGCUUAGCAUAAGGAUGCAACGUAGGAACACAACGUUGUGACCAGUUCUCAGGGAAAUUCUUUGAAGAACAUUUGAGGACAUGAAACCCCAGUUAUGUUGAUGAUGAUGAUGAUGAUGAUGAAGAGGAUACAUGUAUUGACUAAAGCACACAUUGCAUAUUAUUACGUGCCCUCAGGACAGUUGGGCCCAUAAUUCAUAGCCUUGUGAAGGCAGUUUGAGUUGGGGGUUUGUUUUAGAUUUGUAUAAUACAAGGCUAAGAAUGAAAAAAGGCAUAUAACUAUUACCACUGUACUGUAGUUUUAUUGAAACACUUAAAAUGACAAACUACGAAAUAAAGAUUGAAGUAAUUUGAUAA
Molecule: messenger RNA, 5220 nt
Organism: Oncorhynchus nerka (sockeye salmon)
Lineage: Eukaryota; Metazoa; Chordata; Actinopteri; Salmoniformes; Salmonidae
Gene: camk1db
Product: calcium/calmodulin-dependent protein kinase 1Db
Exons: 11
Coding region: 561-1832 (423 amino acids)
Biological process (GO): peptidyl-serine phosphorylation
Cellular component (GO): intracellular anatomical structure; cytoplasm
Molecular function (GO): ATP binding; calcium/calmodulin-dependent protein kinase activity; calmodulin binding
Source: RefSeq, a predicted model, not a curated record